CAUUUAAAAUCUCAGCACUUUGAAUCAGACACUGUCUGACCCUCUUGCCCAUUGACAUUGCCUGAGGUGCAUUAAAUGAACAAACUAAUCAAUAAAUAAAAGACAAAUCUUUCUGGAUGAGGGGUUGCAGUGGCUGUUCCUGCCACCAGAGGGAGCACCGUAGCUCCACCCUUCAUAGCUGUCUCCUUCAACCGCCUUCCUUCUUCGUCGCGUCGGUCACGCUGCUACAAAGUCGCCGGUCCCCGAGCUCUGUCAGAAAAGCCUGAAAAAUGAAGAUCUGGGCGUCAGAGCAUAUUUUCAACCAUCCAUGGGAGACGGUGACCAAGGCAGCGAUGCAGAAGUACCCCAACCCCAUGAACCCCGGUGUGUUUGGUGUAGAUGUUCUUGACAGAAGCGUUGACCCAGAGGGACGGUUACGCAGCACCAGACUGCUCAGCACUGAGUGGGGGCUCCCGGCCAUGGCAAAAUCUAUGAUUGGGGUUACAAGAACAUGCACUUACGUCCAGGAACACUCGGUGGUGGACCCCAAAGAGAAAACAUUUGAGCUCCAGUCCACAAACAUCUCUUUUACCAACCUUGUGUCUGUGGAUGAAAAGUUGACGUACAAGCCACAUCCACAGGACCCUGAAAAGACGGUGCUGACCCAAGAAGCUUUGAUCAGCGUGAAAGGCAUCAGUCUGAGCAGUUAUCUCGAGGGUCUCAUGGCUAAGACCAUAUCUGUUAACGCUGGCAAGGGCCGAGAGGCGAUGGAGUGGGUCAUCAGACGAUUAAACACCGAAAUAGAGGAGCUGGCAGCCACUGCUCGUGGCUCCAUGCGUGUUCCCAUGGCAGCAGCUGUUGCGGAUAAAUGAUACCAGCCUUCUCUGGACUUACACCGCCAUCAUGAACCGAUGGACCUCUCAGCCCUUCCCCUCAAAGGGGACGUCUUAUCUCAUCUGCCAACACAGCCUAAGAAACCGCAGCUCCAUCCACAAGUCCUUCAUUUGUUUGUCAUUGUUUUGUUUUCCCACAAGAAUACGGUUUGUCCCUCCUCAGCAGUCUGUGCUGACGAGUCUCCAUUUGUCUCUGUGGGUGGGGACGAGGACUGUUGAGCUGAUGACAGUUUAAAAAAAAAGAAAAAAAACCUAGAACAAACAGGGUUGAAUGGGACUGCACUUGAAGCUCAUAGGACUUUGUCUUGUGAUGUGAAGGGUCUUUAAAAAUCACACUGUGCCUCCACAUCUUCUCAUCGGUGUCAACGUAUCCAUCAGACUCACCUUCGUCUCUAACGUGUCAUUGUAAUUUCAAAGCUUUGCUAAGCGGUUCAGUACAGCUGAGGUUCCCUUUUUGUACGUUUUGUGGACCUCGCCUUUAACUGUAGGCCUGGCCAAAAUGUCUGAACAUCAAGCUACCAGCACGAUUUGGUUCGGAGAAUAGCUCAAAGUAUGGGAAACUGUAAGUUGCUAAAGGACUCGGCCAGACAUCACAUGAGGUCAGAUUUGUGCUAUCGGGAUGUUAAAGGUAUGCUUCAAUGUGUGUUAGCACUCCUGUAAUGAACUCGUUUCCUGUCAGAGUAGAUCCGGGACAGAAAUGCGGGUCCCUGGGGGUUUUAAAGUGGCGCUGUAACUCCUUAGAUUUGGGCCACUAGGCCUGAGGUAAAUCGGGCUGUUCUGACUGCAGGCCUCUUCUCUCUGCGGUGGGUUUGCGAGAGGGCAGAUUGAGAAAGUACUUGACUUUUCGAAGUCACUUUGCAUUUUACAGUGAUGAUGUGCUGUGGAGUUAAGUGUUUCAGUUUAAGAAUGUUUAUACUUGAAUGUGUAACUUAUUUUCAGCAUGUCUACCUAACGUGGCAGACGGACUUGGAUGGGUAUUGAUGUGAAUGUUGUGUGUGUGUGUGUGUGUGUGUGGGCAUUCACCAUGUUUUGAUGGGCUGUGAACGUAUGCAGUGUCACUGACUGUGCCAACAUAUGAUGUAAAGAUUCAAAUAACUACAUCACAGCAUUUUAAUA
Messenger RNA from Menidia menidia (Atlantic silverside), 1988 nucleotides. The record is from the annotation of a GenBank genome assembly. NCBI's taxonomy places the organism in Eukaryota, Metazoa, Chordata, Actinopteri, Atheriniformes, Atherinopsidae.